CGUUGAUCUCUAAUUAUUCUCUUUCUUCUAGAAGCACUCGACUCGACAAUAUACUCUGAGUGACAUCGGUCGGCUUUGGUGCUCCUCGGACCAACCAAACAUAGUCUCGAGUCUCCGAUGCUUUAUAUUUUGCCGCCAUGCAUCUUCAAGCACUAUGACCCUGCUUGACAUCACGCUUACACUGCUGAACGCAAAAGGCCACGGCUAUGUCCCAUCCUACGCCUCCUUCUCUUGAUACAUAACCAUACAGAGAUCUUUUCAUGCUUCCUUCUCCAUGUCUAGAGUCCCUUUAUUUGCUCGUCAACUUCUUUUCAACCUCCGAAACAACAUCGCAAAUAUGUCCAAGCCAAUGACCAAUAACGCUUCCCUUUCCGUUACCACUCAAAUCUCUCAAAAGGACCAUCCAGCGAAAUUAUCGCAGUACUCUGGCCUCGAACACACAAUAGCUGCUGUCAAAUUCCCAUCCAUUGUCAAGCCGUUCAACCUCAAAGUCCAGGAUGGCAUUGAUGGCACAGUCCCAGCAUUCCUACACUUGCCUGAGAACUAUCAAAAUCAACAAAGUACAGCAGCAAUCCUUCUCUCUGGAGCCGGCGGCGGUGUAGUAGGCCCUUCAAGCAUCUACCUCAGUAUGGCACAUAAGCUAGCCUCUUUACAACAAGGUCUUCCUGUUCUUCGCAUGGACUAUCGUUUCCCAGCUCGAAACAAGUACUGUGUUCCCGAUGUACUGGCAGCCAUGAAUUAUCUACAGACUGAGCAUAACAUCAGUCGCUUUGUACUAGUUGGCUGGUCCUUUGGCGGCGCUCCCGUGUUCACAGUCGGUGGUCAAGACUCGAGAGUCGUGGGCUGUGCCACUGUAGCGUCUCAGACUGCCGAGACAGAAGGCAUCAGAGCAGUAGGAAGGAGAGGUGUUCCGGUACUGUUGUUACAUGGCACUGGUGAUCGUACACUGAGCCAUCAGUGCAGUGAAAGGCUGUACAGCAUGUAUGGGUCAAAGGGCGACAGAAAGGUGCACUACUUCGAAGGCGAUGAUCAUGCUCUCACCAUGAAUAGUGCAAAUGCCGAGAGAAUGAUGUGUGAGUUCAUUGCAAGCAUCGCUGGUGUCAAGAUGGGAAAUGCAGAGAAGGAGAUUGUUGGUAAGACUUUGGUUGAUGACAGUGACAAGAUCGAGAAGAUGAGAAGCGGCGGCGAUCUGAGAGGUCUGGAAAGCGUCGAGUGAAAUUGGAAUCCGGCUAUAUUUUACGUGGAUACAAAGACUUAGCAAUAGAUAUAGACCAAGCCCUCACAGUCUGAAUGUCUCUGCAAAAAAUAAUAAAGUUGCGGGACGAUUUUGUCAGAGGCGUAUGUCUGGAGAGAGCACGAAGGGGUAUCCGCUCCCUGAACAUGUACUCAAUCAUUGAAAACGUGUCGUCUUUUGAUAGCCGGCUACA
Molecule: messenger RNA, 1427 nt
Organism: Aureobasidium pullulans EXF-150
Lineage: Eukaryota; Fungi; Ascomycota; Dothideomycetes; Dothideales; Saccotheciaceae
Product: alpha/beta-hydrolase
Exons: 1
Coding region: 275-1216 (313 amino acids)
Molecular function (GO): hydrolase activity
Source: RefSeq, a predicted model, not a curated record